AUGUGUCUUCUCAAUAAACCCAAGAGUGAGAUGACCCCAGAGGAGCUGCAGAGGCGGGAGGAGGAGGAAUUCAACACACGUCCCCUCUCGGUGCUAACACAGCCAGUCAAGAACAACACACACGUCCUCAUUAAUUGUUGCAACAACAAGAAGCUCCUGGAACUGGUGAAGGCCUUUGACAUGGUGCUGGAGAAGGAGAUGUGGACUGAGGUCCCCAACAACGGCCAGGGCAAGAAGAAAUCCGAGCCUGUCAACAAGGACCGCUACAUCUCCAAUACAUUCCUGCGCAAGGACUCAGUCAUCUUGAUGCUAUGGAACCUGAACAUUGCCGUCAAGUAG
Chionomys nivalis (European snow vole) is the source of this 339-nucleotide messenger RNA. Its product is annotated as small nuclear ribonucleoprotein Sm D2-like. Gene Ontology annotation, biological process: spliceosomal snRNP assembly; RNA splicing. NCBI's taxonomy places the organism in Eukaryota, Metazoa, Chordata, Mammalia, Rodentia, Cricetidae. The record is from RefSeq and is a predicted model, not a curated record. Gene Ontology annotation, cellular component: U1 snRNP; catalytic step 2 spliceosome; U2 snRNP. The coding region runs from base 1 to 339 and encodes 112 amino acids. The transcript has a single exon.